CUGCAUUCAAAUUGAAUAUGGUAGAAUUUGUUCACUAACUAUUUCGAGCACCUCUCCUCGGCUAAUCCUUCUUAUAAACCUAAUAUCAUACAGUUUAAUUACAAAAACUUACCACCUCAGAAUCCUCAAAACUUUGUUCUGUUGUCCAAAAUGAUUUCUUCCAUAUCUGUGUUUAAAAAGAAGAGGUCUAAAAGAGACUCUACAACUAAUACAAAUUACAGUUUAGUUCUAGGAUAUCCAUCAGGAGCAGAAAGACUUCGUCAACACAAUGGAUUUUUCCAAAAAGUCAAGGCCAUUGCAAAAGAAGUAUUUCCUAAAGAUUCCACGUUUUUAGCUGGAAAUGAUUUGAGUGUAGCUAGUACGUAUAGCAAAGGGCAAAUCAAUGGAGCAGAUGUCGAAGUUGUCCAGUCAUGGGAUGAAAACGGAAGGACAUUUGCUAGAUUUGAAGACUUGCCAAUGGAACUUAGGGUACACAUAUCAUUUUCUUUAUCUACUAUACUCUAUUGCAACUCUUCCCCUAAUGCGUAUCUAAUCCUAAAUUAUGCCUAGCUGAUGAGUCUCUCUCCAAUAGCUUGUCAUUUUGGAAUUGUAUCUCGAAAAAUCACGCAUUACAACACUGAACUUUGUCCCAUCUGACCUUCUACGGUAUGACCACAUGUUUGGAAGAAGUUUUCGUCUUACCUGCGGCUCUAUUCCCCCAAUUCUAUGUCUCAAUCAUCAAUAUCGGGCUACCUUUCUUGAAAGAUUUACCAAGCCAGGAAUGACCAGAUCACAGACCACUUUGAGCAUUGAAGAUGCCUUGCAACAACUUACUGAUGAGGAACGUUGCACUACCUUGCAAGAUUCGCUCAAUGAUGGAUCACGCAGUGCCUUUCCCGUGUAUGCGACCCACACGGGUAGAAACAUCAUUUUCAACCCUAACGAUACUAUAUGGAUCCAAGGGGACUUCUGGCUCGAUGAACUACGCCGGUCAACAAUUUCUCGCUCUGCUUUCUAUCGAUUGCGCCAUCUUGCGAUACCAUACAAGACGCGCAGAAAAUCGCUCUUUGAAGUCGGAGACAUGCUAGACUUUGUGAAUUGCAUCAUCACCACCUUUCCAGAACUCAAGACCAUCGCCUUGGUAUUAGGUGCCGAAGAAGUAAUACCAGAACGACCUGUUUACAACGGUGAGAUUACCUUUACCACUCCGGAGAAAGUCAAAAUCGUCGUAGAUGUUCCCGUUGAAACUCCUCUUACAUCGCGAAAAAGCCUCUCUCGAAUCUGGAAACAGGCACUACGCAAAUCAGCACCUUUGCCACAAAUUCAAACUCAAGUUGAACACUGGUCUGCCAAGAGACUGGGAUUAGAUGCGUUUCGCAUGCUCGAUUUUAUCAAAGAGCGUGCGAUAGAAAGGGGUAAUCGUGGUUGUGAGUAUUUUGCUUCAAAUUUGACACAUGUUCAACAUAGAUUUCUUCUUCUGGUCAUCUAACUAACAGAUACGUGUAUAAGUAGUUUCUAUUUUUCCUUGGACGGUCGCCGACGAGGUAGAUAUAUGGGAGAUACCGGUGGUUACUGUCGUCACUGCAAGUCUUAGUACGGCGUCCAAAAGUCGAAGUAUACCAGAGCCUACUAUCAGAUUAGAAGAGUGGUAGAUCGUGGAAAAAUGAGCAAUUGAGAAUGGAGCUGUCUUGAGGGAGGGAAUGUUCAAGUUGUGAAAAUUUGUUUCAUAUUACGUAUGGAGGGAAAAUGGUACAUUGGUCUGUAUUCACAUCUACAUAAGCUUUUGUAUUCAAAUGACGGUUUUUUUUUGUAUUAGA
Messenger RNA from Sclerotinia trifoliorum, 1796 nucleotides. NCBI's taxonomy places the organism in Eukaryota, Fungi, Ascomycota, Leotiomycetes, Helotiales, Sclerotiniaceae. The record is from the annotation of a GenBank genome assembly.